Molecule: messenger RNA, 1889 nt
Organism: Galeopterus variegatus (Sunda flying lemur)
Lineage: Eukaryota; Metazoa; Chordata; Mammalia; Dermoptera; Cynocephalidae
Gene: LUC7L
Product: LUC7-like (S. cerevisiae)
Exons: 10
Coding region: 724-1680 (318 amino acids)
Biological process (GO): mRNA splice site recognition
Cellular component (GO): U1 snRNP; U2-type prespliceosome
Molecular function (GO): mRNA binding
Source: RefSeq, a predicted model, not a curated record
AGUCCGCGCGCCUUCGGCGGGGGCUGCAGCGCCCUCCCAGUUGUCGUCCUGCGGCUGGAGCCGGAGUGGGCUGCCGGCUGCUGGCAGCCGGGCACUCGCGGAGCCGGGCGGACCUCGAAAGCCUGGGCUGGUCUUGUUCUGAACCGUGGCGAGGGGAGCCGUAAAUGAACGUUUCUAGCGUGGGUUCCUGCCGGGUACUUUCCAGCCCCCCAGCCACACGGGAGAGCCUCUGUGUAGCCAGCGCUUGGCAGUCGUUAGGUAGGUUGUACCGUAGGGACAGUGCAAGAUCAUGACGGUUGUCUCGGGAGAAAGCGGUGGCGUCUUUGCAAAACUGUAUACCUGCUGUGGUGUGUGUUUUCUUUUCUAUUGAGGUAAUGAAGUUGUAAGUUCACACUGGCACAUUCUCAGGGCUGUGCAGAUUCUUUGCACUUUAUUUCAUAGGCGCAUAAGUGCUUUUUAGCUUUCUUUGUAUAUUGAGUUGCUUUUGAAUUGCUUCCCAUAUUUUUAUUUCAUACAAACUGAACAAUUGUGGCCCCUCUAUUUUAUUUAUAAAGGUUCAGUGUAUCUUUGCCUGCCUACAUCAAUCUGCAAGGGAGUUGCAGAAAAGCCUCAUGUUCAUCGAGCCGAGACGAAACCAGACAGAGGGUCAAGUUUACAGAUGACCGUGUCUGCAAGAGUCACCUUCUGGACUGCUGCCCCCAUGACAUCCUGGCUGGGACGCGCAUGGAUUUAGGAGAAUGUACCAAAAUCCACGAUUUGGCUCUCCGAGCAGAUUACGAGAUUGCAAGUAAAGAAAGAGACCUGUUUUUUGAAUUGGAUGCAAUGGAUCACUUGGAGUCCUUUAUUGCAGAGUGUGAUCGGAGAACCGAACUUGCCAAAAAACGACUCGCAGAAACACAGGAGGAGAUCAGUGCGGAAGUUUCUGCAAAGGCAGAAAAAGUACAUGAGUUGAAUGAAGAAAUAGGAAAACUCCUUGCUAAAGCUGAGCAGCUAGGAGCCGAAGGAAAUGUAGAUGAAUCCCAGAAGAUUCUUAUGGAAGUGGAGAAAGUCCGCGCAAAGAAAAAAGAAGCCGAGGAAGAAUACAGAAAUUCCAUGCCUGCAUCCAGUUUUCAGCAGCAAAAGCUGCGUGUCUGUGAGGUCUGUUCAGCCUACCUUGGUCUCCAUGACAAUGAUCGUCGUCUGGCAGAUCACUUCGGGGGCAAGUUACACUUGGGGUUCAUUCAGAUCCGAGAGAAGCUUGAUCAGUUGAGAAAAACUGUGGCUGAAAAGCAAGAGAAGAGAAAUCAGGAUCGCUUGAGGAGAAGAGAGGAGAGGGAGCGGGAGGAGCGGCUGAGCAGGAGGUCUGGAUCAAGAACCAGAGAUCGCAGGAGGUCACGCUCCCGGGACCGGCGUCGGAGGCGGUCAAGAUCUAACUCCCGAGAGCGACGGAAGUCCUCCCGGUCCCGGUCCCGAGAUAGACACCGGCGUCACCGCAGCCGUUCCCGGAGCCACAGCCGGGGACACCGCCGGGCUUCCAGGGACCGGAGUGCGAAAUACAAGUUCUCCAGAGAGCGGGCGCCACGAGAGGAGUCCUGGGAUUGCGGGCGGCACGAGCGGGGUCCCACUGACUGGAGGCUCGAAAGCUCCAAUGGGAAGAUGGCUUCACGGAAGUCUGAGGAGAAGGAGGCUGGCGAGAUAUGAACCCGGACCUGGGUGCUGUAAAUAGUCUGAUAAACUUUCAACACAGCCUAAAAGUACCCUUUAUAUUUGCUGAAUACAACUCAUCUUUUGUAGUUUGAAAUUUCCAUUGUUUUGGAGCUAGCUGUGAGUUUCUAGAGUUAUACAGAGUUGCUCCCGUGUUCUGGGGUUAUGUUGAAUAGGAAUUAAUAAAUCUGAUGGACUGCCUCCUC